Molecule: messenger RNA, 1816 nt
Organism: Oncorhynchus gorbuscha (pink salmon)
Lineage: Eukaryota; Metazoa; Chordata; Actinopteri; Salmoniformes; Salmonidae
Product: vesicle-trafficking protein SEC22b-B-like
Exons: 6
Coding region: 275-934 (219 amino acids)
Biological process (GO): endoplasmic reticulum to Golgi vesicle-mediated transport; retrograde vesicle-mediated transport, Golgi to endoplasmic reticulum; vesicle fusion with Golgi apparatus
Cellular component (GO): endoplasmic reticulum membrane; Golgi membrane; endoplasmic reticulum-Golgi intermediate compartment
Molecular function (GO): SNAP receptor activity
Source: RefSeq, a predicted model, not a curated record
UCUCAUUUUUAGCAAGCUAGCAAACUUUAGUUAGUUUGUUUGCCAGUUGUGAGGUCAACUCUACCCCUCGUCCAGUGUGCGGUCUGAGCGAGCGAAACACUGAAUUUACGAACAGACAAUCUCUGACAACGCUCUGAAUUUAGUAACGCCAAGAGCGCACUCUGGCUCUCCAGAUUGAAUUUACGAACACACCCCUAGCUGCUGUCUGUCAUUAUAAUAGCUUUCACACUGUGGCUAACAACACUGGUUGAGAAUAAGACAUUUAAAUCCCAAAAUGGUGCUGCUGACAAUGAUCGCUCGGUUGGCUGAUGGACUGCCGCUGGCCGCAUCAAUGCAAGAGGACGAACAGGGAAGUGAGAAGUUGGGUCGGGACCUGCAACAGUACCAGAGCCAGGCUAAACAGCUGUUUAGGAAACUCAAUGACCAGAGUCCCACACGUUGCACAUUAGAGGCUGGCUCCAUGUCCUUCCACUACGUCAUAGAAAGACGAGUGGUCUACCUAGUGCUGUCUGAAGCAAGCUUUCACAAAAAACUUGCCUUUGCUUACCUGGAAGACCUGCAGGCAGAGUUCCAUGAACAGCACGGGAAGAAGGUCCCCACUGUGUCCCGACCGUACUCCUUCAUUGAGUUUGACACCUACAUUCAGAAGACCAAGAAGUCGUACAUAGACAGCCGAGCCCGCAGGAACCUGGGCAGCAUCAACACAGAGCUGCAGGAUGUUCAGAGGAUCAUGGUGGCCAACAUUGAGGAAGUGUUGCAACGAGGGGAGGCCUUGUCUGCUCUGGACUCCAAGGCCAGUAAUCUGUCCAGCCUGUCGAAGAAGUACAGAAGUGACGCCAAGUACCUGAACACUCGCUCCACCUAUGCUAAGCUGGCUGCCGGAGGGGUCUUCUUCAUCAUGCUCAUCGUCUAUGUCCGCUUCUGGUGGCUCUGAGAAGGGAGAGGAGACAGGAGGGGUUGGAGAAGAAGAGCUGAUAGGAGCUUAGCUGUGGUCUCACAUCCCAUCCAAUAUGGGAUCCCUCCUUUUAACACAAGACUGUUGAAGUAGGGACAGACACUGCACGUUAUUUUUCCAACUGUCUGUCCAUAGAUCUAUCAUGUAAUUACAAAUGUUAUGUUUUAUUAACAAUUACAGUCAUUCUAUAGUGGUUAUGCCUUGGAGUUGAGUGUUUGUAUUGCGUGUGAGUGUGUGACAGAGGACAUUUUAUUUUCCUGUGUGUGUGUGUGUGUGUGUGUGUGUGUGUGUGUGUGUGUGUGUGUGUGUGUGUGUGUGUGUGUGUGUGUGUGUGUGUGUGUGUGUGUGUGUGUGUGUGUGUGUGUGUGUGUGUGUGUGUGUGUGUGUUACCAAAACCUGUAUGAUAACAAUUCUUCUCUUAUCAAUUUAAUUGUGUAUACUUUGUAGCAGUACAGAAAAAAUCUACGUAAUUCUAUUUACCCAGAGGACAUCCUAAGGGCUUUGGCGUUAAUAACACUACUAUUAUGUUGGUUUGGUGGAGAUUUCUUAAAUGUUAACCUGCUUUACUGGGGUGAUCAAUCACAUUACCCGUGGUAUUGGCUGCAGAAAUAAUAUUUCUCAUUCACCUUCAUCUCCACACUGAGUGGACCAGUUUAACACCAGACAACGUCUAAAGGGUUCAUUUCUUAUAUUUUGGAAAAAGUUUACACAAGUUAAAGGCUCCACGAUAAAAACAUGUUUUAUCUAGAUGAGAAUGAUAGCUAGCUAAUGCUAUGUAGCUGGCUUAUGCCAAUUGUGGCAGGGUUAAUGAAUUUCAACUUAACUGUUUCAUUUGCUAUGAAUAAAGUGAUUUGCACAAAA